AUGGGAAUUGCAGGUUUAUUGCCUAUGCUCAAGCCCCACAUGGAAUAUGUGGAAGUGUCUGAUUUGAAGGGGCUUAAGAUUGGGGUGGAUGGGUACUCUUGGCUGUAUAAAGCCAUUACAGUGCAUGCUGCUGAUAUUUAUCUUAAGCCAAAUGAUCCUGCUGUAAUAAACAAGUACGUAAGUGUCUGUGUUAAAAAGUGCAAGGCACUACUUGCGCACGGGAUAGAGUUGUUUUUUGUGUUUGAUGGGGAGGAGCACCCAAUGAAGAAGAACACAAAUCAGAAGAGGCGUGCACAGAAGGCGGAAGUACAGAAGAAAGUAGAGUACUUCCUUAAAAGAGGAAACUUACGCGAGGCCAAAUCCUUAAUGAGCAGAUGCAUGAAAGUGGAUGUGGAUAUGGUAAAUAAUCUUGCAAUUGCUUUGAAGAAAAUGAACAUUCCGUAUAUGACUGCACCAUAUGAAGCAGAUCCACAACUUGUAUACUUGGAGAGGAACGGACACAUUGACUGUAUCACCACUGAGGAUAGUGACUUAAUUGUGUAUGGAGCUAAUAAAGUACUGUUCAAGCUAAAUGAGCUACAGGGUGGAGAAAUGUUUGACAGAGAAAGAAUCCUUUCCAGAUGCUCCAUCCCCACUAAAUGCUUACUCACACAGCUAAAGGAAAUUGUUUCCUUGUGCGGAUGUGACUACACAAACGGAAUUAGUAAAGUCGGCCUAAUAACCGCGCAUAAACUAAUGAUGAUGCAUAAAACAGUGGAGGGAUGUAUCCAAUACUUAGCACAAAAGCAAAGUGGUGUCAUUGAUCACAUUGACAUCUGCUCAAAAGUAAUAUGUACUUUUAAUAUGCAUGUGGUAAAAGACCCUUCAUGCGGUCAAAGAGUCUACUUAAAAGGUACAUCAGAAAAAGAAGCAGAUGACAUUUCAUUAUUUGAAGAUGUUUCAUUUUUAGGAUUACUUGAGCCAGUGUAAUUCCUGGACUCCUCUACUGAGAA
Messenger RNA from Nematocida parisii ERTm1, 992 nucleotides. RefSeq lists its product as uncharacterized. The record is from RefSeq and is a predicted model, not a curated record. The transcript has a single exon. NCBI's taxonomy places the organism in Eukaryota, Fungi, Microsporidia. Gene Ontology annotation, molecular function: DNA binding; 5'-flap endonuclease activity; metal ion binding. Bases 1 to 969 code for a protein of 322 amino acids.